AUGUCCUAUUAUCGGCAUCAUUACUCCUCCCACUACCAUAUAGCAUAAGGAUGAUAAAGAGGGUGAUAGUGAGGAUUAUAAAAUAAAGAGUUUCUCCUGUCUUCGCCAAUACUUUGUUUUUUUCUUUUGGAACGAUAAGUUGGUCUCAAUGCCUCAGCUUAACAGUUCAGCCUUUGUUGAAGGAUUCAUAGACGGUGAAAAAUCACAGGACCCUAUGGGGAUAGACGAAAUGACCGGUGAGGUUGAGCAACCUAAAGAGCAGACUCUAUCUCAUCUAGAAAAUGGGGGUAAAGUAUGCCAUGAAGAUUUGUUCAAGAAACAGCAUUUGACAGCAACUAUGAAAUUCUUGCUAUUCUUUGUUGCUUUUGGCUCUAUUAUGAUGGGUAUGGACCAAGGAAUUUUAGCCACCAUUGAAGUAUUUGCUAUGCCUGAUUUGAACUUGAAUGACAAUCAAUGGUCAUAUAUUGCUUCAGCAUUUUCACUUGCUACUGCCGUUGGAACAGUGUUUGCAAUUCCAAUUGGUGAGUAUCUUGGCAGAAAAAGAGCCCUGCAAAUAUCAGCAGCAAUUUGUUUUGGAGGCUCUGUUAUGCAAACUGCCGCCAAAAACUUUUCUGUACUUUUAGGAGGAAGAUAUUUGUUAGGAAUUGGAAUGGGAUUAGAAGCUAUGAACAUUCCAAUAUAUGUUGCUGAAUGUGCACCUGCCCAUGGAAGAGGCGGACAUCUAAGUAUUUUUAACUGGUUUCAAAUGGCUGGUUCACCAACAGCCUAUGUGGUAGCUAGCAUUUUUAUUCAAGUAAAACCUAUUUGGAAGUGGAGAUUUAUGGCAGGCGCUGAGUUCUUGGCUGGUUUGAUCCAAUUUUGUGGUCUUCUAAUUCUUCCUGAGAGUCCUAGAUGGCUCAUUAUGUGGAAGAAAGAAAAACAGCUCGUUUCCUCUUGGAGUAGACUGAGAUUCGACAAUGCCAUUUCUCGCUUUGAAUUGGAGAAGAUGAGAGAUGACGUCGAGGAUGAUUUGAAAAAUCGAACUACUUACUCAGAUGCUAUAAAGCUAAUAUUUACAAAUAGACGAGUUCGAACUCCUUUCUAUAUCGGUGCUGUAUUAGGGAUGUCCUCGCAAUUUUCUGGAGCUACUGCCAUUGGCUAUUAUAUGAUUACUAUUCUUGAAAAAUUAGGACUUACAGUUACAACAUCUGUUUACGCAUUACUUCCCAUUAACUUUUGGUCUACAUGUUGGGCAGGACUUCCAUUUUUUUUAUUAGAUAGAGUCGGAAGGAGACCUCUUCUUAUGUAUACAUUUCCUCCUCAAAUUAUUGCUAUCAUUUUAUCCUUAACAUCUUUUUACGUGCCAUUAUCGAAAUUAAGUGAAAGGGCUGAACUUUACCUAAUUGGAUUACUUCUCUAUGGGGCGUUUAAUAAUAUUGGAAUUUCAGCAAUUCAAUGGGUAAUGGCAGGAGAACUGUAUGAAACCGAAGUUAGGAGCAUCGGAGCAGCUUGGUCUGCAUUUUGGAUAUUUGCAAGUGCCUUUGUGACUACAUUCACAUUCAGCAGGCAAGUAGAUGCUAUUGGAGUAAAGGGAGUCUAUGGACUUUACACUGGCUUUACUGCAUUCUUUAUGGUCGUCCUAUUUUUCAUCUUUCCGGAGACAAAAGGACGAACUCUUGAAGAAGUAAAGGAAGUUAUGAAUUCUGGUAUUCAAGGCAUAAUGGAAAGAAAUGUUGCUAAAGGAAUACAGGUGAUAAGAAACGUAAUGACUAGACUGAAAUCGAAAAAUGAUGAAUAUCACACCUAUGUUGUGGAGCAAUGAUGAAUCCCUAAUCUCUAUGAAAGUUAUAUGAUCUCGUUGAAAGUAUUUGAAUUUGAUGAUAAGAUUUGUUUGUUUUCUUACAGUCCGAUAUAUAAAGAAUGGUCUUGCAUU
Galdieria sulphuraria is the source of this 1912-nucleotide messenger RNA. Its product is annotated as MFS transporter, SP family, sugar:H+ symporter. The transcript has 2 exons. Gene Ontology annotation, biological process: transmembrane transport. The record is from RefSeq and is a predicted model, not a curated record. Gene Ontology annotation, cellular component: membrane. Bases 149 to 1801 code for a protein of 550 amino acids. NCBI's taxonomy places the organism in Eukaryota, Rhodophyta, Bangiophyceae, Galdieriales, Galdieriaceae. Gene Ontology annotation, molecular function: myo-inositol:proton symporter activity.